CUUAGCAUAAAUCAGCUGUUCAAUUGUCUUGUUUUGACGCUUCCAAUUGUUUACAAUUUCAGCAGGGAUUUUUGUUGUAGUUAUAUUACUCCGUAAAGUUAUUAAACAAAAAAGUUUAUAAGCUAGGCUGCUCCAGAAUAACCAUAUAAAAAGCAGGGAGUUUUGCCCGCGUUUCCGUUUUUGCCAACUGCGCAUCAUGUUUUUGUUAUGGAACCGUUCAUUUUCUCGGAAUGCAAAUCCUGCCGCGGAACGUACACGCGAAACUCUAGGUGAAGAUUUUGUGCGAAAAUUAGAUGCAUUGCACGAUGACGCCUUACGCACGGGCCUAGUUACUACCGCAGAUUUACAGGAAGCAUACAGAAAGUCACGCGAUGCUGAUCGCAAUCCAAAUAAAAUAAAUUUAUGGUACGUGCUGGGCAUCCUAGCCUUCAUAAUGAUAGUGACGCCCGUAUUCUAUGAACUAAUUACAUUCCUCUUGGGUGUGCGUUGCUUUUUACCCAAUAAUUAUAUUGUGUGGGAAGCAACGCGGCCUAUAAGUGAUUGCGGUUUUUGCAGAGAUGUUUCCGGACCAAAGGUUUUGCAAAAUAUGACACGUGAAGAGUUUGCACCUUAUGCGUAUUCAUCACAACCUAUUAUAAUAAAAAAUGCAGUGGCACAUUGGGCUGCUAAGAAGAUAUUAAAUUUUGAUUAUCUUAAAAACCUAUAUGAACACAUACCUGGCGCGAUCGAUGAGGAUUGUCCCUUCCUGCAUUUUCGCUCAGACUUCAAGUCCUUACGUGAUGUGCUUGCCAUGCCGAGCGCACGCUCUAAUUUAUCAGCAGGACAGACACCUUGGUAUGUCGGCUGGAGCAAUUGCCAUCCA
Molecule: messenger RNA, 862 nt
Organism: Rhagoletis pomonella (apple maggot)
Lineage: Eukaryota; Metazoa; Arthropoda; Insecta; Diptera; Tephritidae
Exons: 3
Source: RefSeq, a predicted model, not a curated record